GGGGCAGGGGGGCUUCGUGUGUCUCCGGCGCGCGUCCUCCGCGCGGGCCGGGUUCGGGCCCAGCGGGCAGCACGAAGGACUCGCCGCCCGCCUGGCGACGACCGGCCGCUUCCUCCACCCGCCCCGGCAAGAGCCCGCGCGGCGCCCAGAGGCGUCCCGGCGCCGCUCUACCCAGGGCAGGCUCCCGUCAGCGCCAGGGCCCCGAGAUAUCUGAGCCGGACUCUGGCCGCGCGGGGAGGCCACCUUGACCCCGCGCGGAGUGUCCUCCCGGUUAUUGUGUCAGCCGCCCCGGCUCGGGCUCUGCCAAGGGACCCGGCCUGCUCCUAUGCGGCCGGCGGGCGGUGCCCGGCCGACCCUGCACUUGACUGCGAGGGGCGGGAAAUGGCCGGGUCACUCUAUCCGCCUCCCAGCGCGGCUUCUGUCUAGGUUAGGAUGGCUAACUGGUUGGCUUCCCACAUGGUGCCCUACGUCUACACUACACCUUAAAGAAGCUGAAGAGAAGAUGUUAAAAUGUGUCCCUUGCACAUACAAAAAGGAACCUGUUUGUAUAUCUAAUGGAAAUAAAAUAUGGACACUGAAGUUCUCUCAUAAUAUUUCAAAUAAGACUCCACUUGUCCUUCUCCAUGGUUUUGGAGGAGGUCUUGGGCUUUGGGCAUUGAAUUUUGGAGAUCUUUGCACCAACAGACCUGUCUAUGCUUUUGACCUAUUGGGUUUUGGACGAAGUAGUAGACCCAGGUUUGACAGUGACGCAGAAGAAGUGGAGAAUCAGUUUGUGGAAUCCAUUGAAGAGUGGAGAUGUGCCCUAAGAUUGGACAAAAUGAUCUUGCUUGGGCACAACCUAGGUGGAUUCUUGGCUGCUGCUUACUCGCUGAAGUACCCAUCAAGGGUUAAUCAUCUCAUUUUAGUGGAGCCUUGGGGUUUCCCUGAACGACCAGACCUUGCUAAUCAAGACAGACCAAUUCCAGUUUGGAUCAGAGCCUUGGGAGCAAUAUUGACUCCUUUUAACCCUUUAGCUGGCCUAAGGAUUGCAGGACCCUUUGGUUUAAGUCUAGUGCAGCGUUUAAGGCCUGAUUUCAAACGGAAGUAUUCUUCAAUGUUUGAGGAUGAUACUGUGACAGAAUACAUCUACCACUGUAAUGUGCAAACUCCAAGUGGUGAGACAGCUUUCAAGAAUAUGACUAUUCCUUAUGGAUGGGCAAAAAGGCCAAUGCUCCAGCGAAUUGGUAAAAUGCACCCUGACAUUCCAGUUUCAGUGAUCUUUGGCGCCCGAUCCUGCAUAGAUGGCAAUUCUGGCACCAGCAUCCAGUCAUUACGACCACAUUCAUAUGUGAAGACAAUAGCUAUUCUUGGGGCAGGACAUUAUGUAUAUGCAGAUCAACCAGAAGAAUUCAACCAGAAAGUAAAGGAGAUCUGCGACACUGUGGACUGAACACGCUAAAGCUCUUACGGGAAAACCUGGUGACUGAUAGAAUUGUUCAGCAAUAAUGCAUAGUCUAUGCUGAAGAGUAAUGAAUACAACACAAGAACCAGACAGCCUUCUUGACUAUACUUUGCACGUGUUUUCUUUAUGAAUUCACUUGCACAUUUAAACCAGUUAGUGCCUUCUAGAAGAAUGGCUUUCCUUUCUCCUACACAAAAUUGAAAUAUACAAGUCUCUAAAUUUAAUACCUUCAAAUAAAAGGUUGUUUGUCCCUUUGAUGUACUGAAAAACUGUAAUUUUUCAGCUGAAAAUUUUUUAAUCUAACUUUGCUAGUCAGAUACUUUCUAUAUUGCAAUCUAUAUUGCCAAUUUUGGAAGUGAUUUCUGAGUCUCUAAUGUUAUACUGUAAAGGUGCACUUUAUUUUGUCUUCUUAAUCAAGUAUUUAUUGUGUCUAAUAACUGAUAAUCUGAAUUCAAUGUGUUUUUAUGUCAAAAUUUGUCAGUUUAGGAUAUUUCACUUUGUUUUUGAAAUGAAGUGACAAGGCAGAUUUUUGCUUAAAGGAUGGGAGUUGAUCACUAGCAUAACUUUUCUGGUUUUCCUCUUUUUUAUAUUUAAGGCUGCUAAGCCUAAUUCAGCAUCUUAAAUGUGGACUAUCCUGACAUACACAGUGUAUAACAACAUAGUUCCUUGGAACCUUCUAUGUGUGGUAUAAUUCUGCACUUCCAAGGAGCAUGACUUCAAUAAUUCAGUGAUUCAGGUACUGAAAAGCCUCAACUAAAAGGCUGUCCUUUGUUUCCCCUUUUAAUACUAUUCUUUUCCAUGACCCAGGAUGCAGCAAGUGGAACAAAUUUCUUCACCUAAGGGGAUAGUAAGACUGUUACUUCCUAUUAAGCCAAAUAAUAUAUUUUUGUUAACAUCUAACUUUCGUAGAUUGGUGCUAAAACUGUAUACAUUUAAUCACUAAAAUGUAAAAAAAGUGGUGCUGUUAUGUCUCAUGGCACCAGAAAUGAGCUAGCACUUGGGUUUGGUUGGUUUGUUUUUUUUUGUUUUUUGUUUUUUUGAGACUUACUCUGUCACCAAGGAUGGAGUGCAAUGGCACAAUUUUGGCUCACUGCAACCUCCGCCUCCCAGGUUCAAGCAAUUCUCCUGCCUUAGGCUCCUGAGGAGCUGGGACUACAGGUGCACGCCACCAUGCCCAGCUAAGUUUUGUAUUUUUAGUAGAAACAGGGUUUCACCAUGUUGGCCAGGCUGGUCUUGAACUUCUGACCCUGUGAUCUGCCCGCCUCGGCCUCCCAAAGUGCUGGGAUUACAGGUGUGAGCCACUGUGUCUAGCCUUAGCACUUGGUUUUGUUGUUGUGUUGUUGUUUUAUUAAGAGUAUUGUAUUAAUUAAAUCAUUACAUAUUUGAAGUGAUAUUACAAAAAUGCUAAAAGAUUGAUUGAACUUUUUUUUUUAGGAAAUGCAAUCAAGUGUACAUUUUUUUUUUUUGCAGUUUUAAAAUUAGGAAAACUUCUUUGAAACUGUGAAAAAGCUCCAUGUGGCAACUGGCUGCUGAGAGAACCCUUCACUAAAUAAAUAAAUAAAUAAAUAAACAAAAACUGAAUAGGAUUGUCACCAACAAGGCAUCUUUGGCUAACAUUGCUUGUCUAGGAGAAAGGUAGCUAUGUAAAUAAAUAACAAUGAACUAGAGCAAAUAAUGGUUUAAUGGUUUUGUUUAUUGCAUUUUUAAAAUGAUUAAUUAGGGAAUUUGUAGUUGUUAGGAAAUGUAAGGUUUUAUCACUGUUGAUUAACUGCCAGAAAGACUGAAUGUUCUAUUUUCAACAUUUCUCCCCCACUAAAGAAUAAGCAAAUCAUACUGACGCAUAGUAUAAACAUCUUCCCAAUGAACAAUUUGUCUCACUUGUCAGAUUAGGUUAGUGCAAGAAGGCAACAUGAGAAUCACGAUGUGUUGUCUGAUUUCUCUACCUUAAGAACAAUAGUAGUCUUUUUAGUUAGUAUCUUAGAUGGCCAGGUUUCAAACCUGUAUGUGGUACAAAUAAUUCGGGUAAUAUUUUUGUUUUACAUACUCUCUAAUCUCAAUUAUCCUUUGCUGGGAGAAUGACAGGUUUCACUUACACAGGAAGGUUUUUGUGCAGGAAACUUGGUCCCAGCCCUUGGAGGGAAGAAGUUCCUUGGUUUACUUAGUAAAUAGAGUUUCUGGCCACAGAUGUGCCAAGUGAUUCAAGAAAAAGAUAUGCCCAAAUAUAAAGUGAAACUUAAUUUUCCUACAACUGAAUUUGAUUUAUUUGAAAGAUGUUAUAAUGCUUUUUAAAGUUAGAUUUUACCCUGAGGUGUAGUAUGUGUAAUUUUGUGAAGAUUGAGCUAGAAGAGAAGUUCACAAACUUCACAUUUUAAAAAAUACAGUGGGUGCUAAAUGUUUUCUUAAAAAUCUAUUACAGCAUUUGAUCUUUGCUUACUUAUGCACAGUGUGCUUUUAUUUUACAGAAUAAAUUUUACUGUGAUAGUCAAAACGAGACAGCUGUAUAUUUUCUUGAGUCUUUUAUAUGGACCAGUUUCUGUUUAAUAGUUAACUACAGGACCAUGGAUCCAGUGAAUAUUCAGUAAAUGCUGCUGUUGUUCUUAGGGAAGUCUUCUCUGGGUGUUGUGGCCACCAUGCAUAGCUUUACCUGUGUCUAUGCAUUCCAUUAAGAUAACUUCUGUUUUAUAUUUUUUCUUCUAAGACUAAUUUUCCAAAAAAAAAUAAGUUGCUUAGGAUUGGUUUUAGUAUAUUAUUUGGAGAACACUUUUGAAAUGCUUCGUUCAUAUGGAUAAUAUAUAUUGAAAGGGCCAUACCAGAUUUCAAUAAAACAAGACGUUUUUCCUGUACCAAGGUACUAGAAGGAAUAAACAAAAAUAACCAGAAGGUCCUAGAAAAAAAACAAUGUUGAAGGAGGGAUAACCUAUUAAAUAUUAUAACAUACUGUUAAUAUGAGAAGUCUAGCAAUUUUAUAUAUGAUAAAGGAAGCAUCUCAUUCAUAGAGAAAAAGGCUUUAAAAAUGGUGUUGAGACAAGUGUGGUUAACCAUCUGGAAAAGAAAUGAAAUUGAAUCCGUUUUUCACAGAGUACACAGGAUAAAAUCUGAAUAGAUCAAAGACCCAAUUUUAAAAAUGAAAAUCUCUAACUGGAAGAAAACAUAGAUUAAUUAUUGUAUAAUCGGCAGUGAGAAAAACUUUUCUAGGACUCAAAAUUCAGCAGCAAUAUAAAAAUUUAUAUAUUUAACUAAAAAGAAGAAUUUUCAGCCAGAUGCAGUGGUUCAUGCCUGUAAUCCUGGCAUUUUGGGUGGCUGAGGCAGAAGGACUGCUUGAGACCAGGAAUUCAAAACCAACCUGGGCAACCUAGUAAAACUGGCUCUACAACAACAACAAAAAAAUUAAGUACCUGGGCUGGGUCCCACCUACUUGGGAGGCUGAACUGGGAGGACUGUCUGAGCCCAGGAGUUUGAGGAUACAGUAAACAAGCCAGUGCACUCCAGCCUGGGUGACAGAGAAGAAGACAAACUUUUUUGGAUAGCUGAAAAUAUUUGCAGCUUUUAUCACAAGGGGCUAAUUGUAGCCCUAUAUAUGAAGAAUUAUAAACUUUGAGAAGAACCAGAAGACUAGGCAAAAAGAUAUGAGCAGUCAGUUCACAGAAAAUAAAAUGCAAAUGACCUUUAAACAUAUGAGGAUAUGCAUAAAAAGACAAAUGCAAAAUAAAAUAAAAUAAUGGAAAUACCUUUCUUACCUGUCAGAUUGGGGAAAAAUCCAAGUUAGGCAAUGCAGUCUGUUGAGACAGUAGGGAAACAGGCGCUCUUAAGAAGUACAGAUCCCUGUGGUUGGUGUUUGUUAAUAACUAGCAAAAUUGAAUGAGUAUAUCCUUCAACCUGGCAGACCUGCUUCUAAGAAUAUGAGAUGCAUUUGCAAGAAUAUAAAAUGGUAUAUGCACAAAGAUCUUGAUUACAGCACUAUUUCUGACGGCUACAGAAGCCAACCAAAUCUCCACUGAUAGGGGAUUGAUGGAAGAAACUAGGGUGUAUCUAUACAAUGGAGUACUGCACAGCUGUAGAAAGGACUGCGAACUAUUUUUGUAGUUCUAAUGUGGAGAAAUCCCCAGUAUAUAGGAAAUGAAAAAUGUAAAUUACAGAACAGAAUGUAUGGUGUGCUAUCUGUUGUAUAACAGAGACAAAUGGAAAAACAAUUGGUAUUUGAUUUUUUUUAUAAAGCAAUAGGAUUAGUUAUACCAAUAACUAAUAAAAUGAUCCCCUUAUUAGUAGUGGUAGAGAGCUAUACAAGGAUGGCAGCUGUUUCUGUAUCUUGUGUACCUUUUACUUGAGACCUUGUCAAUGUUUUAUAUAAUAAACAUUUUUUGAAAAGGCAACUCUUAAAACUAAAACAGACUUAACAGUGUGUCAAGUUGGUGGUAUAGCCCCACAGAAGAAUUACUUCAAGUGACUUGAAUGCCUAGUAUUUUGUCUGUACUUUGCUAAUGGAAUAUAUCCUACAGACCAAACAACCACAAAUAAAUCUUAAACUGCA
This is a messenger RNA of Callithrix jacchus (white-tufted-ear marmoset), 5969 nucleotides long. RefSeq names its product abhydrolase domain containing 5, lysophosphatidic acid acyltransferase (gene ABHD5). Gene Ontology annotation, biological process: phosphatidic acid biosynthetic process; lipid homeostasis; positive regulation of triglyceride catabolic process. The record is from RefSeq and is a predicted model, not a curated record. NCBI's taxonomy places the organism in Eukaryota, Metazoa, Chordata, Mammalia, Primates, Cebidae. Gene Ontology annotation, molecular function: lysophosphatidic acid acyltransferase activity; carboxylic ester hydrolase activity. Gene Ontology annotation, cellular component: mitochondrion; lipid droplet.